CAAGUGAGCGAGCCAGCGAAUAUGAAACCCUGGAAGUCCCUGAUUCCGGUCCCUUCUCCUUGUGAGCACUCACACGCUUACUAGAGGACGAGGACGCCCCAUAAGCAGCUGCAGCACAUCUUUUUUGAGACUUCUUUUGUUUUGUGGAGUACCUGAAAGCGUCCCUUAUCCAAAGCCACCAUGAAAGCCACCAUAUUUUUCAGUCUCUUGACCUUUUUAGCUCAUUCCAGAGGCCAGUACCACUACCAGGGCCUGAUGAACUACCUGGAAAACAGGAUGCUUGCUAUGGAGGAACGCAUUGCCCUGUGGCAUGAACAGAACAACCGCUACAACUCCGACCUGAAGGAAUUCAGGCAGCAGGCCGUAGACCUGUUGGAGAAGUUGGGCAAAGAGCACAGUAAACUGCGUUCCGACAUGGAGGGCGCAGGAGCACGGGUCGACCGCGUGGAGCGUGAGAUGGACUAUAUUGAAACCAAGAAUCCACCUAAGCCUUGUGUGAAAGCAGCAGACAAAAUGGUGGAACAGGACGCAGUUUUCAAAGAGAGGAAGAAGGAAGAGUUCUUUGAGCUGUCUGUGUGCGUGAACAUUGUAUCCAGUCUAAAAGCAAUGAAAAUCCUUAAAAGGUUGGGGAGCCCGAAAGGUGUUUGGACCAAAGAUGCCAGGUCAGCAAAAGUCUACAUCUUUAACGGUACAUCCGACAACACGCUGUACGAAUUCAACUCCGUGCGAGAGCUCUCUGCAUCAUCAGGCAUGUCUAAAGGCAGGCAGAUCACCGUUCCCACCGCUUGGAAUGGGACCGGUCAUGCAGUCUACGAUGGCUUUCUCUAUUAUAUUAGUGAAAGUUCAGAGCUCCAAGUUAUUAAAUAUGACCUCAAGAACGAUUCGGUUGCAGACAGUGCAGUGCUUCCCAUGGAGGACCGCAGCCCGGUGUACCAACUCAAUCCAGAGACGCUGGUGGACCUGGUGGUGGAUGAGGAUGGGCUGUGGGCACUGUAUCCAGCUGGAGACACUAUCAAUCUUGCUAAGAUGGACUCUAACUCUCUGGACAUAGAACAGAUGUGGGACACUGCGUGUCCAAGAAACAACGCUGAAGCUGCUUUUAUUGUCUGCGGCACAGUCUAUGUGGUUUACAACACCAAGCCGGCGAGCCGCUCGCGUGUGCAGUGUGUGUUCGAUGUGAAUGACAUGGUUAGCAGCGGCGAAGCCCCUCUGAUUUAUUUCCCCAGGCGCUUCGGGGCCCAUUCCAGCCUCAAAUACAAUCCUGAGGAGCGGCAGCUCUAUGCAUGGGAUGAUGGGUACCAGAUUCUGUAUAAACUAGCGCUGAAGAAGAAGCUAUGGGCGAUAAUGCCACCACCUGAGGAAUAGUGGACCUCUUUAGCUCUUUAGGGCUUUAUUUUCCUGGCUACAAAACAUUACUGAAAAUGAAAAUCCUGUCAUCAUUUACUCACCUUCAUGUUGGUCUUAUGACUAUGACUUUAUUUCUUUCAUGGAACUAAAUUGGAAAAAUGUUGAAGAAUAAAUUUCUUUCCAGACAGCAAUAUUAGUGUCGGCCCAGAUGUGGCCCAGAUUUGGGCCGACACUAUGUUGCUUUCUGGGAUUAGGAGGCAUUCAACCGCCAAAAGGGACUCGAAACCACCAUAAAAGUCAUCUUCUCUGAGUUAGAACUUUUACAUGAACUGGCUAAUCCAGGUCACAAAACCAGUCUGAAUGAUUUGUUCACAACUGAAUCUGUUCUCAAGUUCAAUUCACUGAGUCAUUGAGUUGGUUCACUGAAUUAUAUGUUAAUGUUAAACAACUUAAAUUUGGUUGUAAUUCUCACAUAAAGCUAUCAUGACUUUUUGUGAAAAAACAGACAAUUUUUUUUAUAGAAAUAUGAAUCUGAAGUUGAAUAAUGGUUUGAAUAAAACUCUUUUUCCACAAUAUAGAAUUCAUUUUAAAUGUUCACAUAAAGUUAUUAUAUGACUUCAUAAGACUUGAAAUAUAGUGGCUUAUAUAAUUUGGAAUGACAUCAGGGCAAGUAAAUGAUGGCAUAUGUUUAAUUUUUGGGUAAACUAAUCAUUUGCCUUUAUCAACGCGCAAAUAUAUUGCUUUUGUUGCACAUUUUUUAAAAUAUGAGACAAUAUGCAGUCUCUAUAAUGUAACCCUCUAUUUGUGAUUUGAUGACAGAAGUUCACAAGAGUGAAAGAGAAGCAACUCUGUCCUUGAAAUGGCUGAAACAAUAUUUUAUUUUGGCAUUUUUUAAAUACAAGAACCUUUUCAAACAUUACAAGUCAUUUUGCAAGUACAAAUGAUCAAUACAAAAUUAGAAAGUUGUUCAGAUUCACAAGGGGGCAGAAACAGGUUGUUAAAACACCAGCACACAUACGUUAGUGAUGAGGUAAAGAACCAGAUCUAAACCUUAUUAACUUUACAU
Molecule: messenger RNA, 2413 nt
Organism: Pimephales promelas (fathead minnow)
Lineage: Eukaryota; Metazoa; Chordata; Actinopteri; Cypriniformes; Leuciscidae
Gene: olfml3a
Product: olfactomedin-like 3a
Biological process (GO): signal transduction
Source: RefSeq, a predicted model, not a curated record